AUGUACCAGUCCCACCAGCGCUACCCGUCCACAGCGACUGAUGAGGAUGACUUCGAGCAACAAGAAAGAGCUGCCGCAAUCGCUGAGAUGCAAAUGUUCUGCCGGCACUUGCGUGAGGCUAUCGUCAACCCUGGCAGGCUUCGCGCGGGUGAUGUCAGCGACUUGCAAGACCUCGGGCACGCUUUGUGGGGGCCGAGACAGACACAGACAACAAGAAAGACGACGCAAGACAGACUACUUUGCACCAUGAGAGCUCCGGUGGCGCAAGCAGUACGGGAGUUCGGUCCCAUGGACAACCUGGCAGGCCUGCCACCAGUAUAUCCAACGAACUGGCACCUGGCCUUGAUCCGCUCGACCUCAUCUCUGAUUGUGACUGGGAACGUUUGUAUGAACAAGCUCUGCUGGCUGAUGCCGAAGGCUACUCGGAGAGUCCACCACAUGAUCCAAGACUCGGCGGAGCCGCCACGCAAAGCUCAGCUGAUGACUUCUUCGUCAUGA
This is a messenger RNA of Saxophila tyrrhenica, 498 nucleotides long. RefSeq lists its product as uncharacterized. The transcript has a single exon. Lineage: Eukaryota; Fungi; Ascomycota; Dothideomycetes; Mycosphaerellales; Extremaceae. The record is from RefSeq and is a predicted model, not a curated record. The coding region runs from base 1 to 498 and encodes 165 amino acids.